This is a messenger RNA of Spodoptera frugiperda (fall armyworm), 3595 nucleotides long. RefSeq names its product ras-related and estrogen-regulated growth inhibitor. Lineage: Eukaryota; Metazoa; Arthropoda; Insecta; Lepidoptera; Noctuidae. The record is from RefSeq and is a predicted model, not a curated record. The transcript is spliced from 6 exons. Gene Ontology annotation, molecular function: GTP binding; GTPase activity. The coding region runs from base 198 to 827 and encodes 209 amino acids.
GCAGAGAGGAAGCCGAUGUAAACAGGGCUAUUUGCACGACUCUGAUCUUGGCCAGAUCUUGACCUAUUAACACGCAGUGGAUGUCAGUGAGUGUCGCUGCGAGUAUUUAUAGAUUGGGGCGCUGAAGCUUUUUGUUUCGGGUUCUCGCGCGCAAUCGGGGUACGGACGAAGUACGGACGCGUCGCGUCGGACGUAAAAUGUCCGCUAGGGGGAUAAGACGGAAGAAAUCGUCGCUGUCUGAAGUUAAAGUCGCUGUGAUCGGUGCGCCAUCUGUCGGGAAAAGCGCUCUUACAGUCCGGUUUUUGACGAAGAGGUACAUCGGAGAGUACGACCAUCAACAAGAUAGCAAAUACAAACAUGAAGCAUUGUUGGACGGCGAGCCGAUAUUGUUCGAAAUUCUGGAUACGUGUCCUAAGAGUCUAGAUGAAUUGCCAGGGAAUGAAAUAGCCCAGUGGGCUGAUGGUCUGUUCCUGGUGUACUCGAUCACAGACAGAGAAUCUUUCAACUAUGUCCGUCGAGCGAAGCAGAAUCUACAGCCAGAAAUACCAUUAGCACUAGUCGGCAAUAAAGCCGAUAUGGUGCACCUGAGACAGGUGAGUCCAGAAGAGGGAGAGAUCCUUGCUAAGGACUUCGAGUGCAAUUUUGCUGAAGUAGCGGCCGCUGAACAAGUGAACCAAGUAGGAGAAGUAUUCCACGAACUUUGUCGAGAAGUCUUAACACAUAGGCGGAGAGCUAAACAUAGUUUACUGGACAGAAUGCUGGGCUCCAAAACAGCAUACAGGGUAUAUUCUAGAGGAAAAAGCGACAGUGCAUUACCCAAAGACUAACUGCAUUUAUCUAUCUCCAACAUGAGAGAAGAUUUAUUAGAAGAUCGCUCCUUAAAGACACCGAAGUUCAGGGCAUUAUUACGCCGUCUUGUUUCAGGCUACUCUGAAUGACCAGGUUUCCAUGUUAAAUGUCAGAAUACUAGGGAUAUAUGACUAUAAGUAAGUUUAAUGAAAAUAUCUCUUAAUUGUAUCGAAAUUAAAUGGUAUAUAAAUAAGUAGAAGUUUUAAAUUGAUGUGUAAAAUUGAACGAUUGAUUCGCGCGUUAGAUGAAAUAUUAAUCGUAGUGGUCUUAUAGGGAAAUACUUUUAUAAAUGGUAUUAUAGCAUCGGUUAUAAUUAGUUUGUGUUUGUUUUCCGUUGCAAUUUAACUAGCUUCGUAUUCUAAGAGGACUUCGUAGUAGGCCUAUGCGGUACCAAUGUGUAUAAUACACAUAUACACCUGUAUUUAACGUCUUUUCUGGUGUUAUGUAGUAGAUAAAGUUCUCAUUUUUGUGAUGAUCUAGGAGUAGGAUAUAAUCACUGGUGUCUUAAACUCGUCCUGUUGUUAAGAAUUCCAAAACAGAAAAUACUUUGUGAACUAUGGACUUUGUUCGCUAUCAACAAUAGCGUGCAGCAAUUAUCCGUCAUAUUAAAUUCCAAUAAGUACUGACUCUAUUCAUCUCGAUUUGCUGUUUUUUUUUAAUCUUAGAAAUUUUUAGUUUGCUGGUAUGUAAGAUUGGAAUUAAAGUGGAAAUACACAUAUUUACUUCGCAAUAUAACAUUGUCCACGUACUAAAACCAUUAUUUCAUUACUUAAGUAUUUGUUUCGAAUCAAUUCGGUUAGGUACAGUUUAGUGAUUUUAUUUCCAAUGAAUAAUAACUGAGAUUAUUUGAUAAUGUUGUAAAAUUUCGAGUGAACAUUUUUUUGUUUCGAGUAAACAUUUAUUUGUUAAAGAUAGCUGGAUUUUAUUCGGCAAUAGAAAAUGUACGUAAUAGCUAGUUGUGGUUGUUCAUUUUACACCAGAUUUAUAUUUUGUAUUGACACUGUUUAAUUUUUGUAUUAUAAUUAUACAAUUACAUAAAUUUUAUGUUUUUCGGCUAACUCGCGUAACUGUUUGAAGAGAAACUCAACUCAUUUCACACCGUGCCAAGGGGCUAUUUUUGAGAAACAUUGAUUUUAUUGUAACUUUCGUGAGACAUACUAAAUUAAUUAUUAUGUUAUCGGCUUCAUCACGUAAUGUUUUGACGAGGAACUCGACUAGUUUCAAGCCAUGCUAGAGGCUCAUAUUCAUGAGCAGCAUUCCGAGACACACGACGCGGCGAUUGUCGCGCUGAUACUGAGUUCUUCGUCAAACUAGUCGAGUUCCUCGUCAAAACAUUACGUGAGUAAGCCCAUAACAUAAUAAUUAAUGAGAAACAUUGUUUAAUAUUCUUCAGUAUAGUCUUACUAUCUAUGUAGGUAGCUUUAAGAUGUACUCGAUAAAUAAAAGCCAAAAAAUACUUAUAAUACUCAUAAGAUAUGUAUAAAUAUUAAGAUAUGUAUAUAGUGAAAUGUAUUGUUCCACUGAUAAUCUUACCAUCUUUGUUUUAUAUUCUUACAGUUACAGCAUUGUAGUGGCUUAAAAUAUAAAUGUUUUCAAAUAUUUACAAAUACCUAAUUGUUGUAGGAUGAAUGUAAUACAUAAACAGUCAGUUGCAGAAAACUGUCUUUAAAUUCGACAUUAGUUAAUCCGUCAUUAUCGCUAAUAUUCCAUUAAAUUUAAAGACGUUGCACAAAACUGUUGCGGGUCCCUUUAAUGGGACUUUAACUAAAGACGACAUUAAAAAGUGUUGCAAGUUAAAACACAUAUUUUGAAUGAACUGAUUACGUAGUAUUUGUAUACUCUCUGGAACUGAUUGAAUGUAAAUUGUCAUUAAGGAUGGAAGGAAGCGAAUCCCGCUUCGAAAGAAACCGAUUUUUUAAAAUGACGAUUUAUCGAUUGUGUUUGGAUUUAUUUCAUGUAGUUAAAGGACACUAUAAAAAUCAAUACAAUACCAUUUGUUACUACUUAGUUACUUGUAAAUUAAGACUCAGUUAUGAGUUUUUUCAGAGCUAAUUACAUUAUUUACGUAAUAGCUAUAUCUAUAUUUUGUAUUUGAUUAAAUAUCUCUAUAUUUGACAGAUUAAGCAUAUGUGUUAAUUUAAUUAGCUACUAUUAAAUGUUUUUUGUAGUAUCUUAAUAGUGGAAUACAUAUAAAUAUCAAAUCUUAUUCUAAUUCACUGACCGAUUCAAUUAUGUGUUCCGAUUUAAAAUAGGUAUCAACCUUUUUGGUUCGCGGGAAGAAAUUCCUAGAUCGCCAGCCCUAGUUGUCAAUAUUGACAUCAUGAGCGUUUCUGUCAUCUCUGUAUUUAGGAAAAAUCCAAUUUUUUACGAUAAAAAUAUUAUCAAUUGCUUUAAUGUGGUGUUGAAUUAUCUUUCAUUGGUAUCGUAACAGCGUUUGUAAGAGAGAAGAUUUAACGUAGCUUCCAGGUGUUUGUUAUUGUUGUGAUUAAUUGAGAAUUGGACUCGUCUCGAGUUUUCCUUUUGUAGAAAGAAUUUUCAGCAUUAUUCAUUAACCAUGGUAUCUGGUGCAAUACAGGCUGGUUCAGGCAGUAUGCAUCGCCCUUGUACUAACUUUUUAAGCAAAGAAUUAACCAAAGAAUGGUAUAAUAUUGCACCCACAGAGGAAGUACGAAUUGCCCCCAUGUAAUGACGGUAUGGUAUUUUAGUAAAAUAAAUAUCUAAUAAAAUAAAUUAAUUUAAAACAAGA